Aspergillus sclerotioniger CBS 115572 is the source of this 3084-nucleotide messenger RNA. RefSeq names its product exocyst complex component Sec10 family protein. Gene Ontology annotation, molecular function: protein binding. Gene Ontology annotation, biological process: Golgi to plasma membrane transport; exocytosis. Gene Ontology annotation, cellular component: exocyst; cytoplasm. The transcript has 3 exons. The record is from RefSeq and is a predicted model, not a curated record. NCBI's taxonomy places the organism in Eukaryota, Fungi, Ascomycota, Eurotiomycetes, Eurotiales, Aspergillaceae. The coding region runs from base 283 to 2943 and encodes 886 amino acids.
CCAACCGAUGCAAUUGCUCGAAGCCGUGGAUGGUCCCGUUUCUCAGAAUUAGGGGCUAUGAUUCCACAAUGCGGCCAUAUGUUUCAUGAUCGGCCAUUUUUGCCCACGACUCCGGUGCCGCUCGAUUUCUCGGUUUUUCCGUUCGACUAAUUGGGGCAGCCCCGCGGAGCGAACUAGUUGGUGGGAACGCUGGGACCCUGACUGGCUAGUCCGCGCUGAGCCUCUGGAGCGUUCGACAGAGGUGCACGACGUCCCUCUCGAUGCCGACUCAGACCCUACAAGAUGCAGAAAGCGAGGACUGGGCCAGGCGCUGCCGUGAAGCCGCGCAAGGAUGUUCUGGCCUCACUCAAAAUGGCCUCGAUGGAGGAAAUCUCCAGGGCCUCCCUCCCAGCAGAGAUCAUGUCCUCGAUCCUUGAUCACCUUUCCCCUGUCGAUCUCAUACGGGUAGCCCGGUCGUCCAAACUCAUGCGCGAGAUGGCAUACGACGAUACAAGAUGGGUGCAGAAACUAAAACGGAUGGGCUGCUGGGACGAAGUGGAAGCCAGAAAACAUGCGGAAGAGGCGUUUGGCACUGUCGCCGACAUGAAAAGUGUCGAGCACCAGGAGGCUGUGGAUACGCAACAAACAAAUGAGCCUGCAAGCGCCGUUUCGCAAAGUUCCGAGGCGGAUUUGCAAUCGAUCUCUGAUGGAUUCGACCAAAUCAAAUUAUCUACUGCCGCUGCCGCUGAUGUGCUAGAUGGGUCGGAAAGCGACCCGGUUUUGAGCGCGUUAAAACAGGUGAAGUCAGUGCGCGGAGAAGCGCGCCAGGAAUAUGGAAAGGUACAUGCAGCACUGGCGCCGUACUACGAUGAUAUUGUCACCUCUGGAGCUUCGCCCGACAACCUGCUUUUCAAGAACUAUACCGAUCCACAGCACCAAGCGCAGAUCCUGUCGCAGCUGCAGUACUUUUCCGAAUGCGAUUGGUCCGAGGGCUGGUAUGAACGAGCUGAACAGUUGCAGUCCGCGGUGUCGAUGUUCGAAACGGCUGCGAUCAAAGAAUACAGACAUGGGUACGAAACCGAGGAUAUCGAUGAUCGGAUGCGGAAAUAUGCCCAUGUGCUAUACACUCUAAACGGGGGAGACUCGGCUGUGGAGCUUUUCAUUCAUCACAACCAUUUGGUUACGCGACGAUCAGAGCUCGGCAAAGUGUCGGACUGUAUUGACCCUCUGACACAGCGGGUCAAACUUGAACAUACACAAGCCUUUUUUACCCGCUUAAGCGUGGCUUACAAUGAGGAGGUCUCGAUUAUCAAUCGUGCUUUCCCCUCGUCUCUGAAAGUUUCGACACCGUUCAUUGAGAAAGUUGGUCAGGAUGUCCUGUAUCCGUUUCUGACCGCCGUAUUUGACGAGCUCCAUCGCACAAAUACCGAGUCCUACUUGACCGCCGUGUCAGGAACCUUUGCUCAGUGUCUUAACCUAGCGGAUACAUUGUUGCCCAUCCAGAAUCUGGACGACAGCUUUGACGAGUUCCUGGACCAUGUCGUUGCUAAAGCUUACGAGCCUCAUAUGGACCUGUAUCUCGCAGAGGAACUGGAUCAUUUCCGAAAACUGUCCGAGGCAGCAGUGGGGGACUGGGAUAGACAGCUGUCGGAACAGGCAGCCUCGACGGAGUCAUUCUUAAUGUCGAAUAUCAAUAGACAGGCCGACAAGCGUGACUUCUUGACCUCGUUUAAGAAGGUGAUCAUGGCGCCUGUUAAUAUUCUUCCUAGCUUUUCGGGAAACAAAGCGAGCGAAUCCAAACCGGAUCCAACCCCCAGUGACGCCUCGUCCUUGAAGAGUCCCAAUCGGUUCUCGACAAUCGCUUCGCCCACGACUCCUCCUAUAAUGGAGGCUCCAACCAACGAACUUGCAGCCAAGGCUGCACUUAUGAAAUCCAAGAUGGAAGGCAUUCGAUCUCUCUUCAGCAUCGAAGUCGCUCUAAGCCUGGUGCAUGCAGCCAAGUCGAGCUUAGAGCGAGCCGCGCAAUUUAUGAGGAUCAAAGGUGAAUACGGGGCAGCUGUAAAACGGCAGUGCGAGGCCAUCUUUGUGGCCCUUGUGCGCAUCCUGGGAAUCCGUCACCUGAUCGGUGGGUUCAACAGUGCUGUCGACCACUUGUCGAACUAUCGGCCUCGCGAACAAGGGGAACGCGACCAAUCCGGCGUUGAACCGCUGGUCACAUUCUUGGAGCUGGUGAACGUGGGUGAUCUCAUUCUCCAGAUGAUCGAUGUUUUCUACGAGCAGGAACUAGUCGGCAACAAGCUGACGGAUCGGAACGAUUUCCUCGAUCCAGCCGUCAAGGAAAAGAAAAAGUUCGAGCAGAGCCUCGACGAGCGGGUGGCUGCUGGGCUCAACAAAGGGAUCGACGUCCUGAUGGAAGAAGUGGACUAUAUUCUUGCAACGAGACAGCUGGCGACCGACUUCAACCCCAGCAUGUCCACCGAUCCGUACCGGAAGACGAUGGAUGUAAGCAUCACCGAGGCAGCAGCGGCUGUGGUUGAUGUGGUGUCGUCGCAUACACAGAUGCUGGUCGGGAGCACAGAUAAGAGUAUGCUGGACGUCUUCAACCAGGAAGUCGGGCUUCGUCUGUUUGCGGCUCUGUGCAAGCAUCUCAAGCGCCAAAGGAUCAGCGUUGAGGGGUCCUUGAAGCUCAUCAGUGACAUGAACCACUACUUCAAAUUCAUCCAGACAUUCAAGAACAAUGAUCUGCUCCUCUACUUCAAGGCGUUCCGUGAGCUGUCGCAGAUCUACCUGAUCGACCCGUCAGACGCCAAGGAGCUGGCCACGAUCAUCGCAGACGCGGACCGGUUCAACGGGAUCUGGCGAGUGGAGGAGGUGUACGAGUUCGCCGAGCGACGGGCGGACUGGUACCAGGUGAAACGCGAUGUCGAGCGUGCCAUGUAUGGAAUUGGGUGCAACGUUAUGUGAAGAUGAUGUCCCGGAUUACGAUUAUACGGUGUAUAUAGAGCGACGAAUACCCCCCGAGCUUUGCCAUUUGCCGCCAGGUGUCAUGGAUAGAUUAGACGACUGAUGAGAACAAUAGGACCGAAUGUAUUAACAGAGGCAGCC